CUCUACCUGCUACUUGAGUGUUUUCCGCUGCUGUUAAGUGUCGCCGGCCUCUUUCCCCGCCACUCGAGUGUUUCGGCCACAGAUGCGCUUCCCGGCUCUAUUGCUGAGGAGGUUUCGUCAGUGGCUCGUAAGGUUGAAUCAUCGUCAAUGUCAUUGCUGGCAUCAGGGAACAUUGGAAUCAGGCCCUUGAGUAAAGUGGCAGCAUGUCGGGUGGAAGAUGUUCAUCGGGCAGGUAUGGGUAGAGUAGAAGGCAGAGAAGCUGAUGCUGGCAUUGUACGUAUGAUGAGGGGGAAAGCUAACUGCUGUGUACUUAGGGCUGCAGAAGACAGGAAUGCCAGAGGGAAGAACGGUGUUGCAGAAGAGGGGGAUCCGAAUGGAAAGAUGGAAGAUGAUGAUGAUGACGAUUGGGAGAAGGCAGCUGAUCGGUUUACGGGAUGUGAAGACCCGGUUCCACAGAAAGUGUGCCAUGAUGGAGAUGGGGAGUUGUCUUCAGGACAGGAUGACCUGAAGAGUUUUGAGGAAGAUGGGCAUAUAUCGAGCUGGAAUGGAGUGAGAAAAAGUGACAACGGGGCUGGAUGUGAGUUCAAUCCAGUGCAAGAGAAAGGCAAACAUCCAGGUGAACUGCGAGAUGAUGCCAGAGAUCAGGAUGUUCACCAGUGUAAGCUGGUGACUCGUGAAAUGUGUAGUGAUGAAGGGAAUUGUUGUGGUGAGGACUUCAAGGGGAAAGAGGAUAAAACUGGUGUUGUUCUAGGGAAAGGGCCAGAAGUUUUUGCUGUGUCUGUAACCUCUGGUGCAAAGCUGGCUGGAAGAUGGGAUUGGGGAGCGAUUGGUGAAUAUGAAUCAGUCAUGUCAGGCGCUAUGGAGAAACAUAGAGACCGAAGAGAGCAGGGUGUUGACUGGAGGGAGGAGGGGAGAAAUGAGAGACAGGAAAAACUUGGGAAAGCUGCGGAGGUGGUGAAGACACUCCGAGUUGACACAUCGCCCAGCAUGUAUGGCGGUACGGGGUGUGUGCAGAGUGAAAAUGCUGUGGAAAAGAGAACGUGGGCAAAUGUGAUCAGUUUGGUCAACAAGCCUGUGACAAAGGCAGAGAUCAGGGAAGGUCUGCUCUUGAGUGAAGGGAACAGGAGAAGUUACUCUCGUGGCACUAGACAAGGACUCCACAAAGCUAGUGGGCUGAGAAACUGUGAUGGCGAGUCAGAUGUUCCAUGCCGUGAUGAGGCACUGCGUAUUGCUGCAGUAACAAGGAAGAAAAGCUUUGAGUGCAUGGAGCGUGUCGAUGGGAAGAUGGUAAUGGCCGGAGAAGUCCAAGAGGAUUCUCAUGCGUCGGCUUGUUUCUUUGACACACCAGACAGGGCCCCGGGGUAGGUGCGUCAACAAUACUGCUUAUGCAUAAGCCGCU
Messenger RNA from Chara braunii, 1399 nucleotides. Lineage: Eukaryota; Viridiplantae; Streptophyta; Charophyceae; Charales; Characeae. The record is from the annotation of a GenBank genome assembly.